CGCUCUAGAUGAAUUAUUUGGUAUUUAAAUGAAAUAGACUUGAAUGGUGCACGUUCUGUUUGCAGGGUGCAGAGUUACAUUGUUACUGCAUUCUGAUCUCUUUCUCUACCAUAGUUGCAUUCACAUAUUCACGAAUAGCCAAAGGCAAGAAGAACGCACUGGAAAAUAUGGAACUUCGAGGGUGGAAUACCUUCAGGAAUUGGUAACUCAGUUUCAGAAUGCAUCUUCUGAAGAGACAAAAGAGAAGAUUGUUGCUAAUUUGGCCAACUUUGCAUAUGAUCCUUACAACUUUACCUUCUUGCGUCAACUUAAUGUAAUAGAACUUUUCCUCGACUGUUUAACUGAGCCUAAUGAGAAGCUCGUGGAAUUUGGGAUCGGAGGAAUCUGCAAUGCGUGUGCUGAUCCAGCAAAUGCUGCUCUUGUCACUCAAAAUGAUGGUAUCCCCCUCAUCGUCCAGUGUUUGUCAAGUCCUGUUAGGAGCACUGUAAUUUAUGCUCUAGGAACUUUGUAUUGUCUUUGCAAUGCAUCAAACAAAGAAGAGAUCUUAAAGCCAGAAGUAAUCGAUGCAAUAAAGAGUUAUGCUGCUGCAAGUGAAGUUAGUACAACCUUCAGUAAUUUGGCCCAGGCUUUCUUAGAUAAACAUGUUCCCCAAGCUUAAUUGAAAUAGAUGAAAAUAAAAUUACUGUUGAAAAAUCAUUACUACUAACAUCUUUAAAAGCAUGGAAUUGUAAAAUUAUUGGUCAGGUUUAGGGGAUUGGAAUAUAAAUAUUUUGUUAAACCUAUUUUGAUAGGCUCUUUCUUAAA
Solanum verrucosum is the source of this 804-nucleotide messenger RNA. RefSeq lists its product as uncharacterized. Lineage: Eukaryota; Viridiplantae; Streptophyta; Magnoliopsida; Solanales; Solanaceae. Gene Ontology annotation, molecular function: protein binding. The transcript is spliced from 6 exons. The coding region runs from base 44 to 658 and encodes 204 amino acids. The record is from RefSeq and is a predicted model, not a curated record.